Messenger RNA from Corvus hawaiiensis (hawaiian crow), 5100 nucleotides. It is a transcript of the gene RIPOR2, whose product is annotated as RHO family interacting cell polarization regulator 2. The transcript is spliced from 24 exons. The record is from RefSeq and is a predicted model, not a curated record. Bases 298 to 3567 code for a protein of 1089 amino acids. NCBI's taxonomy places the organism in Eukaryota, Metazoa, Chordata, Aves, Passeriformes, Corvidae.
GCAGCGGCUGCGUGCUCUGCCAGAGCGGUGGUGCGCGGCGGCAGGAGACGAGCUGCCCUCGCUUCUCCUAAAUUUAAAUUUUAAAUUUAAUUUUAAAACUUUAAUUUUAUUUUUUUUUAUUGUUAUUAUUAUUCGCUGUUACUAGUUUCCCAGCUGCGGGCGCUGCCGCCCGGGAUGGGGCACCGCGGUGCCCGAGGAGCGCUGGGCGGCGGCGGGCGAGCGGCGUCCCGGAGCGGGCUGUGAGCCGCGGCAGCACCGCCGGCAGCAACAGGAAUAUCUCCGAGGCUUCCUGAAAUCAUGUCAAUAGGAUCACAUUCAUUCUCCCCAGGAGGUCCUAAUGGGAUUAUUAGAAGCCAGUCCUUCGCUGGCUUCAGCGGGCUUCAGGAAAGAAGGUCCAGGUGUAACUCCUUUAUUGAAAAUUCCUCUGCGCUCAAGAAGCCCCAAGCAAAGGUGAAGAAAAUGCAUAAUUUGGGCCAUAAGAACAGCACCACGCCCAAAGAACCUCAGCCUAAAAGAAUGGAAGAGGUCUACCGAGCCCUGAAGAGUGGCCUGGAUGAGUAUCUGGAAGUUCACCAGACAGAGCUGGAUAAGCUGACUACUCAGUUAAAAGACAUGAAAAGGAACUCACGCCUGGGAGUCCUGUACGAUUUAGAUAAGCAAAUCAAAGCGGUCGAGAGAUACAUGAGAAGGCUGGAGUUCCACAUUAGCAAGGUGGAUGAGCUUUACGAAGCCUAUUGUAUCCAAAGACGCCUCUGUGAUGGUGCCAGCAAAAUGAAGCAAGCUUUUGCAAUGUCUCCUGCCAGCAAAGCAGCUCGAGAGAGUUUGACUGAAAUCAACAGGAGCUACAAGGAGUACACAGAGAACAUGUGUACCAUAGAAGCAGAGCUGGAAAACCUAUUGGGGGAGUUUUGCAUCAAGAUGAAAGGUCUGGCUGGCUUCGCUCGGCUCUGCCCAGGAGAUCAAUACGAGAUUUUCAUGCGUUACGGUCGCCAGCGAUGGAAACUGAAAGGCAAAAUAGAAGUGAAUGGCAAGCAAAGCUGGGACGGAGAGGAGAUGGUUUUCCUCCCUCUCAUUGUUGGACUGAUCUCCAUUAAGGUCACAGAAGUUAAAGGACUUGCUACUCAUAUCCUUGUGGGAAGUGUAACCUGUGAGACAAAAGACCUGUUUGCAGCUCGGCCUCAGGUGGUUGCAGUAGACAUUAAUGACCUUGGCACAGUAAAGCUGAACCUUGAGAUCACCUGGUACCCUUUUGAUGUUGAAGACUUGACCCCAUCCACAGGAAAUGUGAGCAAGGCAUCUGCUCUCCAGAGGAGAAUGUCCAUGUACAGCCAAGGCACUCCUGAAACACCAACCUUCAAGGACCACUCAUUCUUUAAAUGGCUGCAUCCCCUGCAAGACAGGCCAAAGUUGACAAUCUUAGAUGCUCUUCAAGACACUUUCUUUGACAAGCUUCGUCGCAGUCGCUCUUUUAGUGACCUGCCAUCGCUCAGGCUAAGCCCAAAAGCAGGGCUAGAGCUAUAUUCGAAUUUGCCAGAUGAUGUCUUUGAAAAUGGGACAGUGGCCACUGAGAAGCGGCCUCUCUCCUUCACUUUUGGUGACCUGCCUUACGAAGAUGCCGUGCCCCCUGCCAACUCAGCAGAGUCCUCGUCUGCUCGUGUCAGCUCCAGCCCUGACAUCACUGCGACCCCCACCCAGCACCGAGCCCUCGAGUCCUCCCAGAGCUCAAGCCUAGACUGCAGCAGCAGCGACUCCCACAGAGACCCUGUUGCUGAGCCAAAGGACCUGCCAUCCCACGGAGAGGGAGCAGUGGCUGAGAACAAGAACACCCCAAGGGCAGCUCCUGAAGUUUGCCAAAAAAUCUCUGAUGCUGGGAGCGAUCGUGUCUUUGUAGAAACAAGUGUCCCGGUGUCUCUCCUGCAGGACACGGAUGAAGGUUCAGAACUCAAGCCCGUGGAGCUGGAUACCUAUGAGGGCAACAUCACAAAGCAGCUGGUCAAAAGGCUUACAUCAGCAGAGACACCCCUGGCCCCAGAGAGGCUGCUGUGUGAGGGAUCCAUUAGUGGGGAAUCAGAAGGAUAUAAGUCUUAUCUCGAUGGAAGCAUUGAGGAAGCCUUGCAAGGGCUUCUCUUAGCUCUUGAGCCACAUAAAGAGCAGUAUAAAGAGUUUCAGGACCUGGAUCAAGAAGUGAUGCAUCUAGAUGACAUCCUAAAAUGCAAGCCAGCAGUAAGCCGAAGCAGGUCCUCCAGUUUAAGUCUAACAGUUGAAAGUGCUUUAGAAAGCUUUGAUUUCCUGAACACCUCUGACUUUGAUGAUGAGGAUGGUGGUGGUGUGGAGGUUUGUAAUGGUGGAGGAGGUGCAGACUCGGUAUUUUCAGAUACUGAGAUUGAGAAGAAUAGUUACAGGACGGAGCACCCAGAAGCCAGAGGCCACCUGAGCGAAGCUCUCACCGAGGACACGGGCGUGGGCACCAGCGUGGCUGGCAGCCCUCUGCCCCUGACCACAGGCAACGACAGCCUCGAUAUAACCAUAGUUAAGCACUUGCAGUAUUGCACCCAGCUCAUUCAGCAAAUUGUGUUCUCCAGUAAAACACCAUUCGUGACAAGAGACCUCCUGGAUAAGCUGUCCAGGCAGAUCCUUGUGGUGGAGAAUAUUGCAGAGAUCAGCACUGAGAACUUGGGAAACAUCACCUCUCUUACUGAUGCAAUUCCAGAGUUCCACAAGAAGCUGUCACUGCUGGCUUUCUGGAUGAAGUGUACUGGCCCUUCAGGAGUGUAUCACACCUCUGCAGACAAGAUGAUGAAGCAGCUGGAUAUCAAUUUUGCCACCACUGUGAAUGAAGAGUGUCCAGGACUUGCAGAAACAGUCUUUAGGAUCCUGGUGUCUCAGAUCCUGGACCGGACGGAGCCUGUCCUCUACUCCAGCAUGUCCUCUGAGACCAUUACUGUCUUUCAGUAUUACAACUACUUUGCCAGCCACAGUGUCAAUGACCUUGGAAGCUAUUUGCUACAGCUUGCAAAAGAAGCAUCUGUGGUUCAGGUGCUGCAGUCGGUGAAAGAUGGAAAACUGCAGCAAAAUGUGUCCAAAAUAAACUCCAAUAACCUUCCACCACAGCAGGAAGUUUUGAGAGCUUUGGCUUUACUUCUCAAUGAAAAUAAAAAUGAAGUCAGUGAGACUGUGGCAUCGCUUCUGACAGCAACUGCAGAAAACAGGCACUUCAGGGAGAAGCUAUCUUCCACACUUCAGCAUUUCUGCUGCCCUGUCUCAGACUUGGCUUCAGUCCAAGGCUUCAAGGCCUUGAUUUAUUACUGUGAAGCACUAACCCAGCCCAACCUCCAGCUGCAGAAAGCAGCUUGCUUGGCUCUAAGAUACCUCAAGGCUACUGAGAGCAUUAAAAUGCUGGUCACGCUCUGCCAGUCUGACAAUGAAGAGAUCAGAAAAGUGGCGUCCGAAACCCUACUCUCCCUUGGUGAAGAUGGGAGACUGGCAUAUGAACAGCUGGACAAAUUUCCCCGGGAAUUUGUUAAAGUUGGAAGCCGCCGUGGAACUGAAGCUGCCACAACUUUUUAGAUUGAAAAGAACCUGCUAAUAUUUAAUAGUCAUUAAAGUAGGGUGGAGCUGCACUUCAGUGUGGGGAGCAGAAGAAAGACUUUGAAGAAUUCUAUGAGAAUGUUCCCAAAUGUAGCAAUUUACAGACUUCUUAAAGAAAAGCAAAAUCUAAAAACCAGAUUAAGGGUUCCUAUUGGCUCCUCAUUGCAGCUCAUGAUGGAACAGCUGGAUGCUGAGGAACAAUACUUUCUUUACUGGUUCUAAACAAAUAAAGAAAUUGCAGUUAUUCAGCCUCAACAGACUUCUGUGAGGUUUUUAGAAUUUGGCAUCUCCACGUAUUUUCCUAUUGUAUUUACUUCCUUGAAGUUGUCGUGAAAGCUUGAGAUGUGCGAUACCAUAUCUAACAAGGACAAUCGGGAGGCCACCUGAGCAGGACUGCAAAGCAGCUUUCCCGAACCCCAAGUGAAGUGUCUGCUGCCAUGCAGUGCCCCCAGCAACACUCCAGUGGCAGGAAACGCUGCUCAGCUUUCUCAGUUGAGUCUUGGUAAUGAAAUACAGGGAAAGUUCUACAAGGCUUGCCUCGAGAAACAGCUGAUGUAAAACCUAGGAGGCGUCACUUUGGUGACUCAUUCUAAAUGCCUCCACUGGUCUUUUAUUCCCUUCUCUUGCCCUCCAGCAAGAAACCAUCAUUAAUCCAGCUAUUCAUGAGGGGGAUCAAACAAUCAUGUAGGUUUCUGAAAACUAAAUGAAAAGGUAAAGAGCAUUUAUUUAUUCUGAGAAGAAGGAGUGAAUACAGCUAAUUGCACGGGUCCCCAAAACCAUUUUGUCCUGCAAGUUGCAGGCAGAAUUAGAUUUCAUACAUUCUAAUUAGUGGAGCAUAGUUUCUAUAGAGUGAUUUCAAUAUAAAGAACAGAACAAACUAAGUGGACCUCGGAGGCAGUAAUAAACAGAGGGGGAAGUGAAUGCACCUCCCCUCCCUGCACUGCAAGGAUUAAAGACAGGGAGUGCUUCAAACUCUUGAUUACGAGCCUUAAGUUAACAGAGGAGGUGAAUAGAAUUUAACAGAAGAGUGUUCCUGUACUGUGUUCAUUAUGCAUGAAAUGCUAUUUAGAUGUCAAUUGAAGUAUCCAAAUUUGCAUAGACGACAUAGAAAAUAUUGCAAACAGUUCACAUCAAAAGGAAACCUUGUGAGCCAAACACUUUGGCAGGCAGGGGUCAUUUUGUUUUGUUUUUUUUACUGUGAAUGUUACAAGAAUGUACAUAUCUGUAUAUUUAUAAAUAUAUAUAUUCUUCCUUUAAUUAAAGAAGUACAUUUUGUACAGUGCAAAAUGCUUACUUGUUUACUGAUGGAUAUAAACUCUUUUUGCAGAAGGUGAAAUAGCCAUGUUAUGGUUUUUAUACUACACCUGUCCCAUCAGCUGAAUUCUUUCAAGGUGUCCUUUUGUAUCUACUUUUUUUUAAAUUUUUUUUUCUUUUAGUUUUGUGGCAUUUGUACUCACCAUAUUUCCUAUCACAUUUAAGUUAUAAUAAAGAUUAUUUUUUAAUUACUAAGCA